AUGCCGCGGGAGAGUCGCCGCCAGAGUUAUGAGGGCUCUGACAGGCGCAAACCUGAUCGCGAGCGAGACAGAGACCCGGACCGGGAACGGGAUACAGACCGAGACCGAGACCGUCGCCGGGACAGAGACGUUGAAGACACCCAUCGACGCAGAGAGAGAGACAGCAACUACCGCACCCGAUCCGACUACGACCCGAUGCCCAACCCGCCGUCCUUUACAAACAUGCCCUAUGCCGCACCAUCCUCACCUCCUCGCCAGUAUAGUGGCCCUUACAACGUCAAUACCCAAGGAAACCAGAGACGAAGGGCUCCCUCGAAUUCUAGCUAUGGCAGCUCCAGCUCGUCCUCGGUCCUCGACAUUUCCAGACACUACCCGCAAAGCCGUUACGGCGGUUUCCUAGGUACUUUUUUCAAGGCGCCCUCGGAGCGCCGCCGCCGCAAUUCGGCUCGACGGGCUGCCCGCUCAUCCAAGCGCCGCACCUCAUUCUACUUUGGCGGCGCUGGCAAUUCGUCGUCGUCGUCGUCUGUCAAUUCCGACCUCGCCUACGGAUACGGAUACAUUCCCAAGCUGCACCGCCGCCGCAGCAGCCGCCGCCGCGACUCUGGCGGCAGCAACAGCUUUCGAUAUGGCGGCGCUGCAGCCGCUGCGAGCGGCAGCGGGUCGCGCUCGGCCAGGACAAGAGACGGCGACGUGCCUGAUGCUCCUCCAUCACGCAGGCCGGACGGCCACGGCCCUACUACAACGCGCGGCAAGACGGAUGAAGAAAUUCUCGACAUUGGCCGCCAGCUGUCCGACCUGGCGCGCAAACAAAACAAGCACGAUUUAAAGGCUGCGGGCUACGUCAAGCCCACGAUGCUGGCUGCAGCAGCCGCGGCAGGGCUUGGCAAGUACCGCAAAAGUCGCAACGAGGCUCGUUCUCGCGGAGUUGGCAGCUCGCGCAUCCAUGGAGAAUCGUCGAGUGACGAAUCUGAUUGGGAGGAUGCUUCAGAUGAUGAGAGCGACGGCGCAGACUCUGUGCUUGCGUAUGGAUCUGUCGUCUCCUCUGCCGUGCGGCCCACUGCGGCGGCUGGAAGGUCUAGCUACGGUGCUGGACCCUAUGCCAGCGGCGCUGUGAUGGGUGGCGCUGGAGCGGCUGCGGCUGCGGCUGCGGCUCUGGCAGAUCCUCAACGACGCAGCUCUGUUGUCGACCCUCGCCUGUUUGGCCCCGUCAAUUCGCUGCGCGGCAUGAUCAACACACCGUGCGGAUUUGGCCAGGAUCCGCAUCCUGCCCCCCCAUCCGUCACGUACCAAACGCCCGCGGACGCCCGUCGAAAUGGCGUCGAGUCUUUGGACAACAGACGUCCCAUGCGGGAAGUCUACCCUGUUCCUACGUCGGAUCCUAGCAGGUUUGAUGCCGACGCCAUCAUUGUACAAGAAGAGCUGCCUCACCGUUCUCAUACGUCUACCGUGCCCCUCGAGCAACCUGUUCCGAAGCUUCCUGUUUCUUCCAAAGUAUACGAGGCGGAGAAGUUGGAGGACUCUAGCCGUCGCGAGUCACGCCAUGGCAAAGACCGUGACAAUCUGGGCAAAGACCGUGAUAGCUAUGCUAAAGACCGUGAUAGCUAUGCCAAAGACCGUGACAGCCAUGGCUUCAAUGGCAGUACUGUUGCUGGUUUUGCGGCAGCUGCCAUUGGUGCUACUGGUGUCGCUGCUCUGGCUUCUGACCGCAAGGAGGACAAAAAGGAGAAGAAGGCGCUGCGCGAACGUGAACGGGAGCGCGAGCGCGACAAGGAGCGUGAACGAGAGGAUCGCGAGCGCGAACGAGCACGUGAAAAGGACCGUAACCGCGACAAAGAACGAGAACAGGAACGUGAGCGCGACAGGGAUCGAAGAGAUCGUGAUCGCGAGCUCAAACGACGAGACAAGGAUUCUGACAAGGAGGGUAAAAAGUCGAAACGUGAUUCGCAUUCCUCCUCAAAGUAUGACGACAAAGACCACAAGCGCCACUCUAAACACGCCGACGAAGAUACACCUCGAAAGCGUCGCGAAACGGAAGCCGACCACUACGCCGACUCGCCGUCGUCUCGCAAGGACCGCAGCAAGCGUGAAAUUGAUGAGCCUCGCAGCGAACUCUCUCGCUCGUCCAAGCGAGAUAGCAAUUCAUACUCUAGUCGCGACGAUCGCAAGGAGGACAAGGGCAAGUCUGUCGACAGAUAUGACUUCAGCUAUAACCAAGGAACCCCCAGCUCCAAAGUCAACCCGUUCCUGUAUCAAGUAUCCGACGGUGCCUUCUCUACCACCGUUCUGCCCGCCGUCGAAGCGCCUGCGGAUCGGCCACUGACACCUAACAUUGUCACGAUUGAUCGCGAGCCGAAUUUCGAUGACUACGAGCCGUACCUGCCACUAGAACCUUCCGAGUCGAGACUGAGCCGAAAAGAUUCCUUCGAAAUCCAGGAGCGGCCCCAAGACUAUCAAGUCCACCCCAAGCGCUACGACCAUGGCAUUCAUGUCUACGAAGAGGGUGAGCAUGAAGCAAGCAGCAUCUAUGACCAAGCGAAACACGCUACCAUUCCUGUAGCUGCAGCUGCUGUUGCUUCCGCCAUUGCUGUGGAAACGGAACGCUCUCGCGAACGUCGUCGAGGCCAGUAUGACGAGGAAGGCUCUCGAGACCGCGGAUCCUGGCGCAGAGACACUGUCCAGGAAGAAGCCGACAAAUACUACAGGGAAUCUGUAAUUGCUCGCAAGAUUGAGGAGGAACAGAUACGCAGCCAGACACCCGAGAAUGAUACUAGCCGGCAGGUCAGAAUCGUUACCCCUCCCGAGAUGCACGAGCAGCAUAAGAACGUCGGCCCUUACGAUGCGCCCAACGCCGAUGUACGAAUCGACAAUCAGCUCUUUCCCAAGGAAGCUAAUAAGUUUGACAAAAAGAAUGGUAAGCGCAAGUCCAACUUCAAGUCGCGCGACCCAUCCUGUGAACGAGACCGACCUGUCCUGAACCUCGUCUUUCCUACUCCGAUCCCUAGUAGGGAGCCGACACCCAGAGUCGAGAGACAAACAACUCGGGAUCAGCGUGAGACACGAACUAGAUCUGACCCAUCCGCAGAAGUUGCCAUUGGACCCAAAGGAGAUAUCAUCAAGAUUGAGCCGUCAAACAAAUCCGUAUCCUGGGGCGAGAAUUCUACUAAGAGCUUUGAGGUAGAGAGUGCUGAUGGCAGGAGCGAUGUAGAGAAAGAAAAGGUUGUUGAACCGGAGGACAAACCGAGAGUCCGAUUGACCAGGGCCAGCCCGUGGAGUAUGGUGGCUGCCGCCGUUGCCGGUAGCGGCAGUGAGCCCUCAGGUAAACCCGACACAGUUUCCGAGCGCAAGUACGACACAGAGGACUACAGCUCCAAAAUUCCUGAUAUCCAGGAAAUCAGCCAAACACAACCCGAACAAGUCUACAAUGUCGACACGCGCGACCAACCUCCGGUCCCUGGGCCCAAACCUACCAGUCCCCCGAGGAGUACACUGCCCGGAUCAUUUGCCGACGAUGUCGAAUUUGCGGCAACUCUCGCUGCUGGACUCAAGGAUACCGGCUUCGAUUCCAAUAUUGUCGUCGAUGAUCCUACCUAUCGACGACGUGACUCGCCGCCCGGCACGAAGGAAGCGAAUGGCGACGAAUGGAACCACAAAUCCAUGUCCGACAUUGUCAUGGACAUUACUAAUAAGAAGGACUCCAGCCGUUCCGUAGUAUCAGAACCUGCCGGCAUUACUCGCGACAGACCGGUCAACGACCACAGCAAUGGAGGAGACGAGUGGGAAGCGCCCAAGAAGCUGAGUAAGAAAGACAAGAAGAAGCUCGAUAAGCUCAAGUACCAGUCACUAGACUCUUUCGAACCCAUUAACCCCACAGAGACGAUUAAUCCUGAUCCCGCUGGAACACCGGCCUUUGAAGAUGCCGUCGAGGACUUGUCCAAGCUUUCGAAGAAGGAGCAGAAGCGACGUGAAAAGCAAGCCAAAGCUUUAUCCCUUCUUGGAGGCGGUGGCCGCGAUACCGAAGCCGAGCCGGCGGCCGAACCUGAGAUUGUGUCCGAAUCUGUCAAGCACUCUCACCCGACUGAAGACACUGUCGACAACUCCUGGGAAGAUUCAUCGAGCAAGAAAAAAAAGAAGAAGGAUCGCAAGAGUCAAGAGAUGGCUCCCGAGGAAAGCAUCAUAGUUCCUACCGAUGCCUUUGACGAUUUGCAAUCCCUACGAAAGCUGGACAAGGACGAUACUGUAUCCACUGCUAUCGAGGAAUGGGAUACCCCUUCCAAGUCGAAGCGAAAGUCCAAGUCGGACAAGGACGAUACUGUAUCUACUGCUAUCGAGGAAUGGGACACCCCCUCCAAGUCGAAGCGAAAGUCCAAGUCGGAUCGCGAUGAAAGCACACGCUCUGUUGCCGAGUCAGAGUUGUCCACUUCAAGCAAGAAGAGCAGCAAGUCCAAGAGACGAAGCGGUACUGAAGGCGACUUUGACGGCUACGGUAGCGAUCGGAGUAAGAAGAGCAGCAGAUCCAAGCAUCGCGAGGGUGAGGAUGGAUACGGCAGCGAUGUGAGCAAGAAGAGUAGCAAGUCGAAGCGUCGUAGCGGCGCAGAAGGCGACUUUGACGGAUAUGGCAGCGACCGCAGUAAGAAGAGCAGCAGAUCCAAGCAUCGCGAGGGUGAGGAUGGAUAUGGUAGCGAUCGCAGCAAAAAGAGCAGCAGAUCCAAGCAUCGCGAGGGUGAUGAUGGAUACGGCAGCGAUAUGAGCAGGAAGAGCAGCAAGUCGAAACGUCGCAGCGGCGCAGAAGGAGACUUUGACUACGGCAGUGAUAUCCCAAGCCGGAGACGCAGUCUCUUUGAUGACCGCGACGUCUCGUCUGUGGUGUCUGAGGCUCGUGGCGACGGCCGUCGCCGCGAACGUGAAAAGGACAGAGAUCGCGAUCGGGACAGAGACCGAGACGAACGCAGCAGCAGCAAGCGCUCGUCGCGCAAUUACGAUGACGAUGACGACGCCCGCUCCGUCGUCUCUGUCGCUUCUGCCCCCGGCGGCAUCCGCAAGAGCAAAGACAGCAAACGCUCCAGCGGCUUGUUUGCCAGUAUUUUCAAAAGAGAUGACGACAAGAAGGAGAAGGAGUCUUUUUUAGAUAAUGCCGGCACCCUUGGCGCGGGUGUCGGCUUGGCGGGCGCUGCAGCUAUUGUCGCUGCCAGCGUCGCUCGCUCCAAUGCCACCGACCGCUCCGGCGAGGCCCAUAAAGACGAUGAUUCUCAUCAGACCUCGCGAGUCGAAUCUUACGAUUACGAUACCUUUGAUCCUGAAAUUGCUCCUCGCGCAAUCAAGCCUGCCAUUGAUCCCCAGUAUGGUGAUCUUCUACCUCUCCCACCGAGCGAACCCGGUAGCCCGCGAUCAGAGCCUGGUGACUUGCCGCCUCUCCCAGACAGCCGCCCAGACACCCCUCCCGAGGAGCACGGCAUGAGACGCGACCAGCUCACACACCGACGCCGACGCAGCACUCAAGAGACGCCUGUCAAGUCGCCCAGCAACACGGCCAUCCCCCUUUCGCUUCGUCUGGGACAGCGACCUCCUUCUAGUCCCAGUGGCACCUUCAAAUCUCCUCCCACCAGCUCAUCUGCGCAAACAAGCACCGCGCCAGACUCGACAGCUAAGCGAGCCUCUCGUGGAACAUCCUGGGACAGCAGCAGAGAGUUUAAACCCCUGUACCUCCUCGAGCACUCCCGUCAUGGUUCAGCCGAGACCAUUGCGAAGCAAGAGGAUCUUCCAGCUCUUCCACCUUCUAUCUCUGCCUCGGAAAUCUCCUUCACCGAGGACAACUCUCCCGCUGAUUUUGCUUCUUCUGGCCUUCACAUUGAUACCCAAGACUUGCCACAUUCCUUCGAACAGCACGGUGGCUCACAGGAAACCACCCCCAAGGCCGAGAUCAAGCCCCAGUUCCCGUCUCAUGAGGAACAAGGGCCCGUCAUGGAUCCUAAUGCUGUCGCCUCCAUGUCUAAAGACCGAAGCUCUUACCUCCUCGAAUCAACACCCUCGUCGACCAAGACGACUGCCACUCUGGACAGUGAAUUGUCACAGAGCGACCCUGGCUCCACCCCCAGCAAGCACCGUAGAUCAGCCGACAUCAUGCCCGAGAUUACGGAGGACCUGACGUCUGCUGAUGAACGAUUCGAGGAUGCUCUAGACAUGCCAUCGGCUGGCUCGCGCCGUUGGUCGCAUGAUUCAGUAGCCAUGCAGGACGCUUCGGAGCAUCAUGAGUUGGCACCUGACCCUGAGCUACUGACGAAGAAGGCUCCUGCUCCAGCAGAAGAGUCUGUUGCGGAGCCUGAUGAGUGGGCUGGACUCAGCGCCAAGCAGAAAAAGAAACUGAAAAAGGCCAAGAAGGCUCAGUCCUUGAACCUGAGCGAGCCCACCGCUGAGCCUGCUGCUGAGCCUGCUGCUGAGCCCGCUUCUGAACCCGUCUCCGACUCAACUCCCGAGCCCGCUUCCGAAAUAACUUCUGAAUCCGCUCCCGACUCGACUUCCGCACCCCUCUCCGAGCCUGUUCCUGUUGUUGAUGAGCCUGUCUCUUCCAUGUCCGGCCCUGUUGAAGACACCGAAAGUGCAUCCCCUCAAGGCGAAGCUUUUGAAGGGCCCAAAAAAUCCAAGAAGGGCAAGAAGAAUAAGAAGAAGUCUCAAUCACUGGAAAAUGAUGCCCUUGAGGCUGCGUCUAUUGUUGCAGGUGCUGCUACCCUUGGUGCUACUGGACUGGCAACUCAGCCAGCUGAUAACACGGAAUCUGCCGCGGAUCCCCAGCCCGACACCAAGCUUGUACCUUCAUCGGAAGCUACCGACAAUCAUUCUGUCGCAGAGAAAUAUGACACUAAACCCUCGUCUUCAACUGAGGCCAUUGACAACAAUUCAUGCGUCGCAGAUCCCAUGCCCGAUACCGAAUUUUCAUCCUCAGCCGACACCUCCAAAAAUCUUCAUACACAGACUCAACAUGGUCUUACUGAGGGAAAGGGCCUUCCCACCGAGACUGAGCCUUCUGCGAAAGAGGCAGAACCCCAGGAGCUACUCACAAAGACGAGUGACGAGAGCACAAAAAGCCAGCAGCUCGACAUUCAGCCUGAGGUCGACUCAAAAUCUCUGCAAGAAUUGAACACCAAAGAGCUUCUUGAGCAAGAGACGUCUCUCCCUCUGAAAGAAUUAGCAGCUCAAGCCACUCCAGUUGAGGCUGAAAUUGCCCCCGAACCGCAGCCAGAUAAGACUGAGGACAUUACUGCAGAUGCUACAGAUGAGUGGUCGACCACUUCCAAAGUUUCCAAAAAAGAUAAGAAAAAGAAGAAAAAGAAGUCUCUCGUACUUGACGAUGUAUCUCCUGAGCCCGAGCCAGCAGCAGAAGCUGUUCAAGAAACUCCUAUCGCGACAGAAUUUCAAGACAACGCCCUUUCUGCUAAGGAGCAAACAACUGACAUCACUCCAACCAAAGCUACCGCCUCCUCUGAACCGCAGCUAGAGAAGGACGAAGGCACUUCUGUAGAUGCUGGUGACUGGUGGACUUCUUCUGCUUCUAAGAGCGAUAAGAAGAAGAAGAAGAAGAACAAGAAACAGUCCGUUAUGCUUGACGAUGUUCCUGCUGAGCCCGAACCAGCGCCAGAGGCCAAAAUCGAGACCCCGAUGGUAGGAGAAGAUGAAGGCAAGGCUCUUGCCACCGAUUUCACUGCUACUACGACGAACGUUGAGCAAAACCAGCCUGAGCAUAGCCUUGCUGACCUCGCAGCCGACCCACCCACCGAGGCUGCAGAUACCAAGACCGUCGAUGCAGAUGCGGCCUGGCCAGUUUCAACUACUUCUAAGAAAGACAAAAAAAAGAAGAAGAAGAGCUCGCUUUCUAUCAUCGACAAUGCUAUAUCUGCCGAGGAGCCAGCCUCCACUACUGACGACCUAUCCUCAGUGGUCAAAGAUACUGGAAAGAUUGAGUCUGUUUCCGAUAAAGAACCUGAGCAACCCGCCGUGCUCGAUGUGUACAAUGACAAAGAAACCUCUAUCGACCCUGAAGAUGAGUUUGCUGCUGUUCCCCAAGACAAGAAGAAACAGAAGAAGGGCAAACGCAAAUCUGUGCAUUUCGAACCCGAGCCUAUCUUUUCACCCGAGCCUAGCUUUUCACCCGAAGAAGAGGACACAAUCGUGUCAGCGCAAGAUACCGUCUUUGAUGAAACGCAACAGGAUCUUACCAGCGCCAACACUACGCAAACAGACAGCCAACCUCCUACGGAUCUGCAGAACGACACCCUUGACCCCGACAAGAAAGACGAGAAGGAUACGAGUCAGGAUGUAUGGAGUUUGGUCAAUGACUCCGCUUCAGACAAGAAGGAGACUGUCUCUUCUAAGCAAAUCAAACUCGACGAUGUAACUUUGAAUACCGCUACUGCCGAAUCUGACAAGAACUUGGACUCUAUCGAUGUGAACCCCGCUACAGUUACCGCUGAGGAGAGGGAGAAGCCAGCUCUUGCUGAUGUCACGUCCGCCGUCGCUACCGACAAGACAGAGGCGGAAUCAGAGGACGAAUGGAGCAGACUCAUCUCGGGAAACAAGGCGAAGGAGCCCGAAGGCGACACUGUUCUCGCUUCUGGUCUGACAGAUGAGCCUGAAAGCAUAAUUGACGUCUCUGCCACGGCCAAUGAAGCUUCAGCAUUCGAACCGAAGAAAGAAACCCCUUCUCCUACGGAACCGCCUCUGGAGGAAUGGCCGGUGGCGACUGGAAAGAAAGGCAAGAAGGGCAAGAAGAACAAUAAAUCGAUGUCCUCCAUCUCCUGGGGCGAACCUGAGGCUCAGCUAGACACCACUGCCGCUACCGAGUCUGCCUCUGUGGUUAUUCCCGAGCCGGAGACUCUGUCCAAGUCCAUUGAUGCCGAGGGAAGCAUGUCGCGUGAUUCGAUUGCCGCAGAGGCGAACGAGCCUAUUACCGAGGAGCCAGCCGCCGAAGCUCCUGCCGAACCCGCUGCUGCCGAUGCCGAUAUCCUCAUCCCAGCCAAGAUGUCCAAGAAGGACAAGAAGAAGAAAAAGCUGGCAGCUCUGCAGGAGGCCUUUGUUGAUACUCCUAAGGAUGCUACUGAAGUCGAAACCGCGGUACCGGUUGAUGAGAUGCCUGUUGAGCCUUUGGAUGGAGGCGCUGCUGAAACUGCCAAAGAAGAAAAUGUAGAGCAGGCCGAUUCAGUUGCUCCAACCCUUGAACCAGCUCCUGAGCCGGAGCCAGUCCCCGCGCAGCAGGAAAAGAUCAAUCAGGAGGACGGAUCUGACGAAAUGUUCUCAAAGCUUUCCAAAAAAGACAAGAAAAAGAAGAAGAAGAAGCAAGCUUCCAUGGACGAGACGAAAGUUGAGCCUGCUGGUCUUGCCCAGCCUGAUGAGGCCGUACAGACAACCGAACCUGUCCUGUUAACUGAGUCUGUCCUGCCAACAACUGAGCCUGUCCUGUCCACCGAGCUUGUUGAGUCAGCCGAGUCUGUCCAACCAUCCUCUGUCGAGUCCACUGAAUCCAUCCGGGCAAUCGAACCUCAGGCAAUCGAGCCUGUUACCUUGACUGAUCCUGAGACCCAUCAAGCUGUUUCUGGAGCUCAGGUUGAAGCUGCUCUGGAAACCUCUGCUGAGCAAAGUUCUCGUGAGUCGGAGCAAACAAAUACGGACAAGGAACCGGAUGGCUUCUCUGCCAAACUUUCGAAAAAGGACAAGAAGAAGAAAAAGAAGAAGCAAUCUGCUUCCGCAGAGAACGAAGCGGCAACUUCCGAGCCACUGAGUCCUGCUCUUGGGCUUGAGCCACAAGCUGAGAUUCUUGAACCUACCGCGUCAUUGGACUCUCAAAGCAGUGACGCAAUUAAUCCUCAACAAGAAAAUGUGGACGACGAUUUCGGUGUAUUUGCUACCAAAGCUGUUAAGGGAGACACGCAAAGCAAGAGAGACGAAUCUGUCCAGACUCAUGCUCCUCAAGACAACGUAUCACCUGUUGAACACGACCCGCUUGUUAAAGAUGAUCAGCCUGCUGGGGAGUCCGCGCCGGAAACGGCGGCGCUUGUGACUUCAGUCGAAACGAAUCCCACACAGGCUGAAGUCGAGCCUACGGUCAAGAUCUCCGAGCCCGAGACUAUCUCGCAAGCUGCUACCACUGUCGAGCCCGAAACCGAGUGGGGUGACUUGAAUACGAAACUUUCCAAAAAAGACAAGAAGAAAGCAAAGAAAGCUGCGAAAGAGGCUAUCUCACGUACACCCGAGGAGACUCUGGUCGAAGAACCCGCGACUGAGAAGACUGUCGAGCAACCUUUCGAGGCUGUCAUUGCAACUGACUCGGUCGAGAAACCUAUAGAGUCGACUGAACCCUCUCCCCAAGCGACGACGCCCGAGGUUGAGUCGGAGAAGGAAUUGAGCGGCUUGGCAAGGAAAUCUUCGAAAAAGGACAAGAAAAAGAAGAAGAAAUCUCUCAGUCAAGCUCUCUCAACCUUUACGGUUGAAGCUGCUGCGCAGGGUGCAGAUGAGGCCCCUGCCGAACCAGUUGCAGAAGCUGAUGUGUCUAAGCCUGAUGAGGUGAAUUCUGAACCUGUCGCUGAACCUGUCGCUGAACCUGUCAUUGAGCCUGUCAUUGAGCCUGUUUCUGAGCCUGUUUCUGAGCCUGUUUCUGAGUCUGUUGCUGAGCCGGUUGCUGAGCCUGUCGUUGCGCCUGACGCUGAACCUCCUGCUGUAACUAUCGCCAAGCUAGCUUCUGAUGCACCACCCGGAGAAACUGAGACCGAGGACGUAUUGAGCGGUUUGAACAACGAUCUUCCCGAGGACAAGAACAAAGAAGGUCGUGAGCAGGAGGCGACGAGCGAGACAAUAGAGCUGAAUCCCGAAGUUCCCACAAUUGAGUCCUCGAAGGCUGAGACUCAGGAAACAGUUCCGGAUGCCGACGAGAAACCGGGCGUCAAGGAAGCCGAGCCGGACAAUUCGUGGAUGGCGGGCCUGUCUAAGAAGGAACAGAAGAAGUUGAAAAAGAAGGGCUUGACCGCUGCUGCCCUUGGAGCUGCUGCAGCUGCCACUGGAGCCAGCAUGUUGGUUGCAGAAACUCCAGAAACUGCGAGAGACCCAGAGCCUCAGCCGCCGCAGGACGUCAAGGACGAGUUCAAUCCUUCUUCGGCUUCUGGCACGAGUGAAACCGAAGCACGUCAGUUCACGGCAAACAAGAUGUCCAAAGCGGAGAAGAAGAGGGCCAAGAAACUCGGUCUUAAGAUGUACGAUAUCGGUGAAUCUGAGCCAACAACAGAGGAGGUUGGAGCUCCGGGGUCAACUGCUGAGAGAUUAGCUCGCGAGCUUCCUCCCUCCGAGCAGCCCAAAUCCUCAUGGGCUGAGGAGAUGGCCGAUAACGACUGGUCACCAGCUGCCGAAGUGAAAGAGAGAGAUCCCAAAAGUGAUACUGUUGUACCUGCUGAAGAGCCAGCUGCAGCAGAAUCAGCUUUCUCGACUUCUGCACCCACGGAAACUGAGAGCCCCACAACAGAGGAUGAUAAAUUGGCCUUGCCGAUCAAGAAGGGUAAGAAGGGCAAGAAAGCCAAGCGACAAAGCACUCUGGACGUGGACCUCGAGAAUGUUCCCACAGAUCAUCCCGCUGAAGUUCCAGCCAACAUCGAGCCUGAAACUGCCCAAGAAGAUCCUGUCUCCGAGCAGACUCGAGAAUUUGUGGUCGAAUGGCCUGCUCCUGAGGCUGAGGCUGCCGCUGCCCAAGGUGACGCCGAGAGCACUCGGAACAUGACCCCAAUGGAGCCGAGCAAGUCCGACCAGCCUGUCUCAUUGACCACGCCGGAAACCGUGGAGGAGGCCCUUGGCCCUGAAUGUGGCCCCUCCUUCGCCGAGGAAACCAUCACCGCGCCAGUUGCUGAAUCUCCCGCCGAGGUUGCUGAUGAUGAUUGGGCUGCGCCUACGAGGAAGAAGAGCAAAAAGGGCAAGAAAGGCAAAUCCGCCCCUCUUUCUGACUUUGAAGAUACGGCAAGCAAGGGUGCCGAGUCUGUGCCAGACAGUGCCCAGGUCUCAACUCAACCCGAGCCCGUACCCGUAGUAGAGGACGAGUGGGGUACAACUGCCAAAAAGGGCAAGGGAAAGAAGGGCAAGAAGAUGUCUUUACUAGCUUGGGAAGAUUCGAUUGUUGAACCAUCAAGCUCAACGGUACCAGUGGAGGCUGAGAAUGCUCAUACGCCGGUGGCCAUUACCGACAACGAGUCUGCCUUUGUUGAAAAACCUGCGGCUAUACCUGACGCAGCAGUACAAGAUAAAGAUGAUUGGGCCGCGCCUGUCAAGAAAAAGUCCAAGAAAGACAAAAAGCGCCAAUCAACUCAGGAAAGCUACACAGAGGCCGAGGCUCCUACGAAAUCUGAUGCUACGCGGGACAAUGACGCGGCAAAAGAUUCUAAACGAGAUGAUGCGACUACGAUUGGCGACGAGAGGCAAGAGAGGCGAUUUGAAGAAGCGGUUAGUGUUGGUGAAGUCGAAAGAGACGAUUUACCCAAAGUUGAAAUGACAAGGUCUGUUGACGAUAAGUUCAGCAGCUCUGACAGUAAGAUGACGACGAAAGAAGGCCUGGGGGCAGCUGGUGGUGGUAAGAAAACAGCUGGUCGCGACUCCCUCGAGGCAGUGGGUGCAGCCGCAGCGCUCACCGGUGGUGUAGCGGCUCUGGCGCAAAUGUAUGGAGGAGGGAAGAAGAAGAAGGGCAAGAAAUCCAAGAUCGUGGACAAGAGACAACCGCAGGGUGAUGACCUGUUUGACGACCCCGCGGUAUGGGAGGGACCAGACAAGAAGAACGUUGUGGAAGAGUCGGGAGACGAGACGUUGGAUGAUGGAGUUGAUGAGUUCUGGGGCCCAAGCCGACCAGACCCCGGCCCCAGCGUCGCACCGCAUACCCCCGUUAGCACCAGUUUUACCGAGUCUGGCGAUGAAUGGAAAGAGACUGCCAGACAAGGGGUGUCAGUGGAUGAUGAGUUUGUUGAGAGUCCUAUACUUGGGCGUGGAGAUUCUGUACUACCACGAUCCACGCCCGCUGGUCUCCUUCGACGUGAUACCAAGCCAGAAGAGCCAGCAGGCGGACCACUUGAUCAAGCACCUCGCGGUACCCCGUCACGACAAUUAUCCACGGAGCUGAGUGAGGUACGAUCCUCACCUACGAGGGCACUUCCUGCUGUCCAGGAGCUUCCCGAGGCGGAGAAGUUGGCCGCCACUGGUGAUCUCUGGCCGAUGGAACAAGCCAACCGUGAUAGCGGAUUCAUUCCAGAAUCUCCCCCACGACGCAGAAGCCCCGGCUUUGUAGACGAAAAGCUUCGAGACAGUGGCGUGGACAGUGGAGAUUGGCGAGAGCCGCUACACAUGCAGACCCCAGAGGCACAUAGCCGAGCCAUGGACAAACGGCUAGGACCUUCGCCCCUGAACACGCCUGUGCUACAAGAGCCGCCUCGAGACAAGACUACGACGCCGGUUGCCGACCCUGACAAGAAGUUGCGCAGAUCGAACAAAGACUACGGUGGGCUCGCGGCGGUGGCAGCUGGAUCAGCUGUACUGACUGCGGAAGCUGCGUAUCACGGCAAGGGUCACGAUAAUGAUAGACGUGCCGUCUCAGAUUCGCAUGCAGCAAUCAGAUCUGGACGGGCCGAAUCUACGGAUGGCGUGGCGCGGCGAUCUGUAUCCAACACGAGUCUGUCCCGCCAACGGACACCAGAGCCACUAAAAUUGCGGCCUGAGAGUCCAGGCAGCAUACUGGGCCAGCGAUCCACAGCCACGCCUACUCCUCCACCUCUGCGGCGGGUCGAUAAGCGCAUGAGCGGAGACCUCAGAGCUCUUCGUCAACAAAACAACUCCACGCCGCCCGUUGCCAACGAGGCUCGUGUCCGUACAAAGGACAUGGCCGACGUAUACGAUGGAUUUGGCGAAGGCCGCCUCGGGUCGCCUCGCUCACCUACGCGACCGCAUAGCAUGCGCCGCCGCCAGAGCAUGCAAGUUCUCGAGCUAGAGUCCAGGGUGGACCAGCUACUUGCAGAGAACCGUCUGCUGACGGAAGCUCGCAACCAAGCUGAACAAAACGCCAACCGAAGCGCCACAUCCGUCCUCUCUGAGCGCGACGCCGAAAUCGAUGCGCUCAAGCAGUCCCUGCAAUAUCUGCAAAACGAAGUCAAUCGCCUGACCGAAGUCAACGAAGGCCUGACCAGCGCCAAUGCCGAGCUCGCAAACAAGGACAACACCCGUUAUGCCGGCUUGGCAGUUCAUGGCGAUGGCACCCGCAGCCUUGAGGGUCCGGACGGCACCCCUAUCAAGACUCUCGAAGAGAAGGAUGCCGAGAUUGCUAGCCUUCGCGAGCAGCUUGAAGCUGCCAAGGAACAGGUCCGCGAGAUGCAGCGCCAAAUCCUCGCCUCAAAGGCUGCCGAUGCUCAGUUUCUCAAUAUCAGAGACGAAGACUACUUUGACAACCGCUGUCAGCAGCUCUGCUCCCACGUGCAGCAAUGGGUCCUGCGCUUCUCCAAAUUCUCAGACAUGCGUGCCUGCCGCUUGACGAGUGAGAUCAAUGAUGAAAAGACCAUUGACCGCCUCGAUAAUGCCGUCCUAGACGGCUCCGAUGUCGACAUUUAUCUCAACGACCGAGUCAAGCGACGAGACAUCUUCAUGUCCAUGACUAUGAGUAUGAUCUGGGAGUUUGUCUUUACUCGCUACCUAUUUGGUAUGGACCGGGAGCAGCGUCAGAAGCUCAAGUCCCUCGAGAAGCUUUUGACGGAAGUCGGCCCUCAAAACGCUGUCCGCCAGUGGCGUGCGGUCACUUUAACACUGCUCGCGAAGCGCGCCAGUUUCCAGGAGCAGCGCGAACUUGACACUGAGGCCGUCGUUCAGGCCAUCUUUCAGACGCUUUGCAAGAUUCUCCCACCGCCAAGUAAUUUGGAGAAUCAGAUCCAGUCGCAGUUGCGCCGCGUCAUGCGCGAGGCUGUCGACCUCUCGAUCGCAAUGCGGACGCAGCAGGCCGAAUACAUGAUGCUGCCGCCUUUGCAGCCUGAAUACGACGCAGACGGCGAGCUCGCGGCGACGGUACAGUUCAACGCGUCCAUGAUGAAUGAGCGGAACCCCCAAAAUAAGCAGACCAACGAGGAGAUUGAGGCCGACAAUUCGAUUGUUCGCAUCGUCCUGUUUCCUUUGGUGGUGAAGAAGGGUGAUGACGCUGGUGUCGGCGACGACGAGAUUGUCGUCUGCCCUGCACAAGUUCUCGUGGCGCGUGAGCACGGCAGGCGCCAUGUGACGCCUUCAAGCGACGCUGGCGGGGCCUCGCUCCUUGGUGCCCCCAGCCGUCUCAGCGUGGUGACGGAUGCCAUGCUCAGCCAGGCAGAUUCUCAUUAUGUCGAGGGUCGCAAUUGA
Messenger RNA from Beauveria bassiana ARSEF 2860, 15375 nucleotides. Its product is annotated as involucrin repeat protein. The record is from RefSeq and is a predicted model, not a curated record. The coding region runs from base 1 to 15375 and encodes 5124 amino acids. The transcript is spliced from 3 exons. Lineage: Eukaryota; Fungi; Ascomycota; Sordariomycetes; Hypocreales; Cordycipitaceae.